AGCAUUCUUCGACCCCCAGCAAUGCAAAAUCUGCUCGUGCCACCUCUGACUUUUCUCACAGCUGCUGAUGGGUUGAUUGUGUGACUGCGGAAAUGGAUAAAAGCCCCCCCAUCCAAACAAUGACUAUCAUCAGUGCAGAUCCACUGCGGAGGCAGAGGCCUUGCUGGAAUGAAGCCACGCCUCACUCCAGACCCUACAUGGCUGCCUUGCUGAAUUACCGUAACAAGACCAUCUGUGGCGGAUUCCUCGUGGGAUGCCAGUGGGUCAUGACUUCUGCGCGCUGCAAAAUUUCCGGGUUUAAUACGGUUGUUGUCCUGGGAGCACAUGACCUCUGGGCCAAUGAAUCUGCCCAAGAACACUACCUAGUGGAGCAAGCCUACCAGCAUGAAAAUUAUAUGUUUCAGAAUAACACCUUUUCAAAUGAUAUCCUUCUGCUCAAGCUGCUGUCAAAGGUUCGUCUGAGUAAAAACAUUCAACCCCUGCCAUUGCCAACAUCUAGCCGUGACCUCUCUGAGGGGACACUCUGCAGUGUGGCCGGCUGGAGCCCGUAUCAGGAUGAUUGCAAAUUUAUGCUCUAUGAGGCCAACGCCAGCAUCUACGACCGAAGCAAGUGCCAGAAGUUCUAUCCCAAGAUCGAUUAUGGAAAGAUCUGCGCAGGCAACCGUGAAGACGACUCUCAGUUAUUUAUCCAAGGGGAGAUGGGUGAUCCUUUGGUGUGCAAUGGCGUAGCGCAUGGAAUCCUCUCCUACAGAAACCCCUGCCCUCCUGCCGUUUACACUCAUAUUGCCGAGUAUAUUCCUUGGAUCGAGGAAACCAUGGCCAAGUGA
Messenger RNA from Zootoca vivipara (common lizard), 827 nucleotides. The record is from RefSeq and is a predicted model, not a curated record. Lineage: Eukaryota; Metazoa; Chordata; Lepidosauria; Squamata; Lacertidae.